Molecule: messenger RNA, 3505 nt
Organism: Pangasianodon hypophthalmus (striped catfish)
Lineage: Eukaryota; Metazoa; Chordata; Actinopteri; Siluriformes; Pangasiidae
Exons: 2
Coding region: 1478-2248 (256 amino acids)
Biological process (GO): regulation of toll-like receptor signaling pathway
Source: RefSeq, a predicted model, not a curated record
AGAUAUACUUAGUUUAUAUGCAAUACAGUAAAACUGUAAAACUGCAGUUCUUGAAAGUAGUCUUAAGCAAUGUAUUGUCAAUGAGCUCAACAAACAUGUUUUAUAACCAAUGAACGAAUUUAUAUUUCUUCCGUAAUUACUAAUUCUCUUCCAUAAUUAUUCUUGCUCCCUCUAUUGACUUUCUUCUUCCUCUAUUCUGCCAUUAUUCUCUAUAGAUUUGAUCUAUAUAAUCUAUAGAAAUUUCAGAAUUUGGUCUCCUGUUGUUUAUUCCUGCACUUUAAAAAAAUAAAAAAAUUAAAAAAAAAAAUAAAAAAUUGGAAGUUAUUUAAAAGUUACUUAAAUCUGGAAGAUUUUUUUUUUUCCACUCACUGAUAACGGAUCUGCUUGUUUCGUAACUUGCCACAGUUCGAUCUCUGGGAACUAAGCAGUAAUUCCUCUUUCAGAGAACAGAAAGCUCAUGUAUGGAUAUAAGACAGUUUUGGUUUUGAGAAAAAGCUAACAACGAACUUCACCACCAAUUCACCACCUUGCUUUUGGAUAUACCUCCAGUGCUAGAAUCCAUAUCCUCAUAAAAUCUUUAUUACUCUGGUAAGCAAUUAGCCUUUUUAAUGCUGUUAUGUGCAGGGGUUAAAAUGGGUUGGUUUAUAUUGGAUUGGGUGAGGGAUACUACUUUCAUGGGUGCCAACAAUGUGGAAACGGUACCAUUGAAUUUAUUUAUUAUUACAUGUCGUCCUUUAUAAUAUGGAAGUCUGAUUAAGAUCAUAGAAACUAGUUUUUAAUUUAAAUAUCUGCAGUUGGGUGGACAGACCUUACAUUUUCAGUGAACCUUGUUGGUUAGUUUUUCAGCUAACAUGGUGCAAACCUUUUUGUUAAAUCACAUAAGCACCCUAUUCCUGUGAAAAGGUAAUAAUAAGCCCAGUCAUUUGUCACACAUUAUGAGUGCCAAAUGAAAUUAUUACAGCUGGAAAGUUAAAGAAAUUAGCUGCCAUUCAAGUAAAAUUUCAGCUUAUUAAAAAUAAAAUAAUAAUAAUAAUAUUAAUAAUAAUAAUAAAUCGCAACACAACUAGAAUUAAGACAAGACUCCAGUAAUAAACAUUUUUACUCCAACACAUGGUUUUCUGCUAAUAAUCUAUCAAUCGGUUGUUUAUAUUUUGUGUAAUUCUUUAUUAGCACCUAAGAUGGAAAGCAAUAGAUCAAAUGCACUGUGUAAAUGUUAUUUACACCUUUUUUACUUACAAGAUAUGUAAUUUACAUGUUUGAUAAAUAGCCAUAACAAUGUAGAAUAUGGAUAAUGUACAUGCCUUGAACUUUUGAGUUGUGUGAAAAAAAUGAUGUACAUAGCUAUAUUACAUACAUUAUUGCAACAUUCCUAUAACACACAUGAUGUGACAUGUUUUCUACUACAGUUUUGCCUUUAUGAUAAUAUACUUGCUACUGUGGCACAGUGAUCCUGUCGUAGCCAAAGGUUUGAUUAGAAAUGCUGGGAGAGGGCUUCAUACUCAUGUUAAACUACAGAGAGGAAGCUAUACAAUCUCCAGACAUUACAUGGACAUCAUACUCUCCUGCUGAUUGUGCUCUUGAGUCCUACACACUUGCACAGGUUAAAGGAUCAGAUGUCAGACCUGUGCAGAAACUGUCUAAGUCCAAAGCUCCUCACCACAGACCUGAUCUCUACAUCUCAAAUCAUGAUGAAAAGCCCUAUGUAAGCCUGAGUCUACCUGAGGAGUCUAAUACUAUCUUGGACAAUCUGUCCUUAGACCUGCAACUGAAUAGCAUCACGGAGAGCAAACAGGUUUAUCCUCACUCUCCAAAACCACAAGAAUGGCACAUCUCAGACCUGGUUAACUCUAUCCCCCAGCAGCUUCACUUCAUACCAGCAUCAGUCCCCCUCAAGCAGGAUGACAUCCCUGAUGAUGGCUACCUUGUCAUGGACAGCAGCAUUAUGCUCAAUGGGGAGCCACCAACUAACUCCAUGCUCAACGGUUACCUGGACAAGAAGCUCCAAGAAGUUUAUAGCCAGUAUUUGCAGGAGAGGCUGGCAUGUCCUGGAUCUUCUCCAGGUUGCAGCCUGCUCCCUUCCUUCCACCAGACCAGUCUUGGUCUAAACCUGGACUCAAGUCUGGAGCCAGAGACUAAACAAAGUCAGGGAGCCGUCAGUCAGCGGGCCAGCUCCAACUUCAGCUCCCCAGUACUGCGCAUUUCCAAUGCAGAAGAGCCCAUAAGGCCUAGGCACUCUGAAUAUCUAUGAGUGGGAGAGAAAAACUAGUAAGUUAGUAGCAUCUUCAGGCAGAAAAAAGUGUUGAAAUAUCAUCAUUUCAAUUUCUGUAUUCCCCAUUUCCAAAAUGUGGUGUUCCUUUAAACUGUGAUUUGUUGUUACACAGUGUUGCAAAAGUGAUAGGUCAGUUACCAUUUCUUUGUUAUUAGUUUAUCAUUAAUUUACUAUUUCACUGAGACAGGCCUCUAGUCAUUAAUAUUCACAAGCAGAUUGCCAAAUGUUCAUCAAUUUUCAUUAGUUGAUUGUUAAUAUUUUAUUGUUUUCUUUUAGACCACCUACUGUUCAUUAAUAUCCAUAUGUAGAGCCCCCAUGUUCAUUAAUAUUCAUUGGUUGCCAUGUAAACUCUGUAAUAUGGCUGCUGCAUUAUCCUUCUCAAUAUGACCCUGAUGCAGAAUAUGAGGUAGAAAAGGACCAACAUCAUCUUCUUCUUGUGAGAUGUUUAUCAACAGUAAUUGACUACUGUAAUAUGAUUCAUUAAAUCUAAAGGAAUUGUACAGGUGUAAUAGAUGUCUUAGAGAUGUGAUUAGUGGUCAGGUUUGGGGAGACAAUUGGGGUGACAGAGCUUAUUUCAAGGGUGGGUGCUGUCACCAACUGCCACCUAUGUGGCCACACCCCUGAUGGUAUGUUAAUAGAGAUAAACAGGCUAUCCAGGGAUAAAAAUAAUGACCUUACUUGCAGAAAUUGUGCUUGCAGAAAUUGUAGAUAUUUUGCCUUGACCGUGCUAUGCCACUGGUGACUUGAGUGAUAAAGUAUUGCUGUGCCAAAUUUUAACUGGAAGUUGGGAUAACUUUUAUAAAACAAAAAAAUAUUUGUAUGCCACAGUAAAUAUUUCUUUCCCUAUACACACAGAAUAAAGAAAUGUGGAUGGCUACUGAGGGAUAGCGCACUUCUUCUCCAUGUAUUUGCUACUACCAGUUUCUCACAGCGCAAACCUAAAGAAAGUUUCUUCUCAGGACUCACAGUGCGGCGAAAAGAGCAAUAUGGAAAAUGAGAUUUAGUCAAAUCAAUAUGUCAGAAGGCCUUGAGCCAACACAGUAGAAAAGAAAACUAGCAUACCUCCCUAAUGUGGAAGGCCAGCAGGACAAGGAGAUAGGAAAGAAUGCUCUCCAUCAUUAUUAAAAGAAAAUCAUAGCUUGCCUAACCAGCUUGACUAGCAGCAGCACUGUCUCAGCUUCAUAGUACAUUCAUAGAUAGCAUGUCCUGUGAAAUUUCUGAUCUUUCUGGAAUGUA